This is a messenger RNA of Arctia plantaginis, 1476 nucleotides long. The record is from the annotation of a GenBank genome assembly. NCBI's taxonomy places the organism in Eukaryota, Metazoa, Arthropoda, Insecta, Lepidoptera, Erebidae.
AUGACGGAUACCACGAGUACUAGAACAAAAACAAUUUCUGACACAGCCGAUUCAGAAUCCACUGAAGGCCCUUUGUUAUUUGACCGUUGGACCAACAACAUAAGUUAUCGGCAACUGGUCCUCUCAUCAUGCAUCGGCAUCUUCCAAAUGUGGUGGCACCCUUACGUGCAUGACUUCCGCAGGCUACUUCCCUUCUUAUUCCUCUAUCAGAUAUUCAGUAUUAUUGUUGCCUAUCCAUUGUUCUACCUGGAGUUGGCUUUGGGGGUCGUUACUAAGAAGGGCGUUAUAAACUGUUGGGAUUUAGCGCCAAUGGCUAGAGGUUUCGCGAUGCUUGCGGUCUGCCUGUUCAGCGCUCUAGUCGCGAGCGCAGCCGGGGCGUGGUUCCUUGCCUUGCUAGUGCACUCGUUUCACGUUUUCCUGCCGUGGCUUCAUUGUGCUGCUGCAGCUAAGCCUCCGUGUGCCGCCAGACAUAGGCCAUUACCGCCUGGAAGUGAAACACCUUCACAGAGUUUCUUCUUCAAUUAUGUGUUGGACCUGAAACGCGAUGCCCUGUUCAGUGGCCUGGGGAAGGUGACGUGGGAGCUUACCACGUACUACAUCAUCUGCUGGUUUCUUAUAUACUUUAUCGUCAUUAAACGGAUAUACAGCUACUCCAAGCUGGUGUUGUUCAAAGAUGUGUUGGCAUUUUUUGUAUUGGUGUGCUGUGCAGUCGGCGUUUCACAACUACAAGGAUCUGGCCGCAUGUUUAAAGAGUGCGAUUGGAGCGUCAUGUUUGAAGGGGCACAAAUGUGGCGUGAAGCAAUGGAAUACAGUCUAAUAGAACUCACAGUAAGCCAGGGAUCACUCGUGAUGCUGGGCUCGUAUUGUCCCAAGUCUCAGCACAAGUUGGGGACCACGGCGAUGCUCUCGUUUGUGGUCGCCAAGUCAAGUUGUAUGAUAACCGCGCUCAUUCUCGGAGCAACUCAUGGUGCUUUGAGCAAAGACUAUGAUGCUCCUACCAAUAUCAGACCUGGAGCGUCGUCAGCUGUCAUUCUGUGGGCAGACUUAGUAGCACGAAUACCAGGCAGCCAAUUUUGGUCUGCUCUUAUAUUUUUUACGCUAUUUUUACUGUCAUUAACCACUGCGGGUGGUCUGUAUCUGAUGGAGUUUCUCAUGAUAUGGCCCGCGUCGAAACCGCGUGCAUUGAUCGCUGCGAUGGUGACCACUAUUAUCACGUAUAUUUAUGGACAGACCACAUUUUGCGAAGAAGUAUACUUUGCCGUCGGCGAGUAUCCUAGUGUAUUUAUGAGAGUAUCCUGGGCACUGUCGCCAGCGGUGAUGAUGAGCCUUUUUGCUGGAAGUUCAGGUUCUUGGGCAUCCAGCGAAGUGGUGGCAGGCUGGUUGGUCGUUGUAUUCCAAGUAUUCCCCAUUGUAAUCGUCUUAGUAUUCUACGCAAUCUUCAAGUGCAGAGUCAGGAACAUAGUUCAAGAAAAAUGA